AUGGGCAAGACAAAGGACACCAAGGCCGUCAAGGCCAAGGCUACCCCCGUGAAGGCUGCCGCGCCUGUCAAGGCCGCUGCGGCGAAGGUCGACAAGUCCAAGGGCACCGCGAAAAAGGUCGUCAGCAAGAAGUCCAAGAAGGUCGAGUCCGAGUCGGAGAGCGAUUCUGAUAGCGAUUCCGCCUCCGAGGUCAGCGACAGCAGCUCGGAGGAGGCCAGCGACUCGGAGUCGGACGUUGAGAUGGCUGAUGCCCCCAAGGCCGCUCCCAAGGCCGCCGCCACUAACGGCAAGGCCAAGGCUGCUAAGGACAGCUCUGACUCCUCUGAUGAGUCCGGCUCCGAUGAAUCCGACUCCGAUGAGUCUGAGUCUGAGGAGGCGGAAGAGGAGAAGCCUGCCCCCAAGGCCGCGAAGGCGAACGGCAAGGCCAAGAAGGCCGAGUCUGACUCGGAUGAUUCGGAUGAUUCUGACGAGGAUGAGGAUGACUCCAGCGACUCUGGCUCUGACGACUCCGACUCCGACUCCGAUGAGGAGGAGUCCGCUGAUGAGAAGCCCGCCGUUGCCGAGAAGCCCUCGAAGAAGAGGAAGGCUGAGGAGGAGCCCGAGGCUGCUGAUGCCUCUGCCAAGAAGACCAAGUCCGACGGCGAGGAUUCUGAGAAGAGCGCCACCUUGUGGGUUGGCAACCUCGGCUGGGGUGUUGAUGACAACGCCCUGUACGAGGAGUUCCAGAGCAUUGAGGGCAUCGUCAGCGCCCGUGUCGUCAGCGAUAAGGAGACCGGCCGCUCGCGUGGUUUCGGCUACGUCGAUUUCGACAGCGCCGAGGCUGCUCAGAAGGCCUACGAUGAGAAGAGCGGCGCCUUCCUCCAGGGCCGCGACCUGCGCCUUGACUUUGCUUCCAAGCCCAGUGCUGAUUCCGCUCCCAAUGCUCGUGCCGCCGACCGUGCCAAGAAGCAUGGCGAUGUCAUCAGCCCCCCGAGCGACACCCUCUUCGUUGGCAACCUGCCCUUCAGCGCGGACGAGAGCUCCGUCUCCAACUACUUCAACGAGGUCGCUCAGGUCCAGAGCCUUCGUAUUCCCACCGACCAGGAGUCUGGUCGCCCCAAGGGCUUCGCCUAUGUCACUUUCUCCUCAAUUGAUGAUGCUAAGAAGGUGUUCGAGGCUCUGAACGGCGGCGAUCUGGAUGGCAGGCCCGUCCGUCUGGACUAUGCUAAGCCCCGUGACAACAACGGCGGUGGUGGUUUCGGUGGCGGCCGUGGUGGUGGCCGUGGUGGCUUCGGUGGUCGUGGCGGUGGCCGCGGCGGGUUCGGUGGCCGUGGUGGCGGUGGUGGUUUCGGCGGCGGCCGUGGCGGUGGUCGUGGUGGUGGUCGCGGCGGGUUCGGCGGUGGCCGCGGUGGUGGCAGUGGCUUCCAGGGCAAGCGGACCACUUUCUAA
Messenger RNA from Chaetomium globosum CBS 148.51, 1428 nucleotides. RefSeq lists its product as uncharacterized. The coding region runs from base 1 to 1428 and encodes 475 amino acids. Gene Ontology annotation, molecular function: RNA binding. The record is from RefSeq and is a predicted model, not a curated record. The transcript has 3 exons. Lineage: Eukaryota; Fungi; Ascomycota; Sordariomycetes; Sordariales; Chaetomiaceae.